This is a messenger RNA of Penicillium antarcticum, 2286 nucleotides long. RefSeq lists its product as uncharacterized. The transcript has 3 exons. The record is from RefSeq and is a predicted model, not a curated record. The coding region runs from base 1 to 2286 and encodes 761 amino acids. NCBI's taxonomy places the organism in Eukaryota, Fungi, Ascomycota, Eurotiomycetes, Eurotiales, Aspergillaceae.
AUGAGUGUUGUUGCUACUAGACCGGAGAACCCGGGGUUCUACAGCUCAAUCCCUGAGGACCAUAUUGCCGACUAUGCUGCGCCUGUUCAACCAAUUGCCUCGCGAACCUCGUCCGUAUCCUCCUAUAGAACCAACUACAGCGCCUCAACCGCGCCGACUGCAUACUCCCCCCUCCUCGCCCGCGUCGGCUCUAUCCCCAAGAUCACAGAACCUAUUCAACGUCGUAUACCCCAGGAGGUGUAUGAGGUGAUCAUUCAUCACCUGGAGGAACUACACAAAGGCCAGCACCAGACAGGAUGCACGACGUGUUUCCAACGCGAUCUUCAUGCCUUGUCCUUGACGUGUCGGUCGUGGGAAAAGGCCGUCAGAGCGCCUCUCUAUCACCAUAUUCACAUUGUUGGAAAUGACUCCCCGGCUCAAUUGAAGAAAUACCGUUUGAAGCGCGGAAGCCGCCUGAAACUCCUGAGACGGACCCUGCGCGAACGAAAGUUGUUGGCCAAUCUUGUUUACGAAUUGCGCGUGCCACAGUUGGACUUGAUCUUUACCACUACAAGACAAAGUGUCCAAUGGCAGGAAUACCGCGACCUUGUUGCUUCGGUGGUCAUGGUAUGCCCGAACUUGGAGCGUCUUUUGGGCUUGUCUAUCCCCUAUCAUCACGAAUUCGACCGUCUGACCCAUGCUCUGUCGACUCGCAAGAAGCUAAAAGAGCACACUUGGGUUUUAGGCGAGGCUGCAGAAGUAUCAGAGGUAUCCCCUCGCGACGACUUUUGCCCUGGAAGUUUGGGUCCUUCGCAGAUGUUUGAAUUCCUAGACUACCACACCUCUUGGUCAAGCUUGGAAACUUUGAUGCUUUAUGGGUUGAACGGAAAUGGCGCGUUAGAGCCUAGCAUCUUCCUACGAAUGUUCGACCUUCUCCCCUCCUUGCGAAAUCUGUGCAUCUCCUCUUUCAACGAGGACGCCUUCGCCGAUAGUACCUUGCUGUGUCUACCACCAUUGGAGUCAUUACGACUAGAGAACUUACCCGGCAUCACAGACGCCGGUCUCACACAGUAUACGUCGCGACCCGAGUCGAAUUCCCUCAAGACAUUUGUUUUGGUCGAGCAGAACAUCGAGUCCAUUCUUGUCAUUUCCAAGAUACUCUCAUCACUACGACAGCUCGAGCGAUUCAAGAUCGUUCAGACAGAAAAAUGCCCAACUCUCCCAAAAGAAGAUAUGAUCUUCCAGCCUAUCCUUGCCUCGUCUACUUUGAAAUACCUUCACUGGGACGUGGCCUGCCCAGACCCAGGCACAGCUCUCACUCAACUUGACACCCUUCCCUUCCAGAAAUCUACCAAAACCUCCAAUACCCCCAACUCCCACCUUGCCCAAAGCAUUCUCUCCGCCGGAUUCCCCGAACUGGAAUCUCUCCGCGCACCCAAUGAUGUGGAACCCCCUGGUGCGCUCCAGGCUGCUUGCCGACCCAUCUUAAAGGGAAAGGCCUUGCUCCGACCCGACCGAUACAGUCUCCCCCGAAGCUCAUAUGGGUCUGUGAAUACCCGCCCGCUCGCCCUACCAGCCGGCAACAACCUAACUUCUGCUCGAAUUCGCGCUCAAACAUUCAUCGACAUGGCCGCGAAGGACACGGAGGCAGGAAUGCCAGUGCUGAUCCAGGAUUACUCGGACAGCUUUGUGCCUGACAAUGCGCAAGCCACACAGUUCGAGGACGAGCCCGAACAGGAAAUGGACGAUUACGGUAUUUGGGCCGCUUGUGAAAGAUACAAACACCAGGAAAACAACCACGAUGGACCGAAGACGGUGUAUGAGUUCCAUAUGCCAGCCUUUAUGGGCCGUAGCGGCGUCAGAGAUCCCGCGACCGGUGCAUCAAUCCCUCAAUUCAUUCUCCGCCCUGAUAUCACAGGCCAGGAGGCUGACGGUGGUUUGAUCGGUUGGAAGCAGCUUCUUGCUUCCAACCAGUCCCUCUCAUUCGCCGCCGGAGUGGGCGUUAACUGCUUCGAGAAGGGCUCGAGUCCUCCCAUCCCACCCCCUGAAGAGGUUGCCUCGCCUUCUUCUAGCACAUCUCGCUUUGGCUGGGGCAGCUUGAGUGGUCGGUCGGUUAUGGGCACUUCUCCUUCCACCCCAGUUACUCCUAUCACACCCAUGAGCAGUAUGUCUAGCCAGGCAUUGCCAUGGGAAAAAGACACCUGCACCGGCUCCUGGAAUCACAAAACAGGCCGGGAGUGGUGGUUCCAUAUGGAGCGUGAUCGUCCGAGUAACACAGAGCUCAUUGAUACCAAGCAACUCUUUUGA